AUGGAGUUCCUGGAGAUUGGGGGCAGUGAAUCUCUGCGUUCCUACUGGAAGAUGUACCUGCCCAAAGUGCUGUUGCUCAUCUAUGUCGUGGACUCGGCUGAUCAUGCCCGACUGCCUGUGGCGAAACAGCUGCUUCAUCAGCUGAUCCAGAACAACUCCACCCUGCCGGUGGUGGUUCUGGCCAACAAACAGGACCUCGAAGGUGCGUAUUGCAUCACUGAUAUUCACGAUGCUCUGGCACUAUCUGAUAUUGGGGACGAGAGGAAGAUGUUCUUGAUUGGUACCCAUGUGGCAGAAGAUGGCUCCGAGAUCUCCUCCAGCAUGAAGGAUGCCAAGGAGCUCAUAGCACAGCUGGUUCUGGAAACACAGAUUGUGUGGGGAAACCAAGAGACCCUCUGGACUGUCCCGCGAGGUGCUGUGACAGCUCGGCCGUCCCCAAGAACAGCAGCACUGGCCAAGCCCAAAAAAGAUUUUGGCAAGCACCGGUGCAGGUCAGUGAUAGGGACUCGUCCCCCACUAGUGGAUUUUGGCUUCCCUUCUGAUCGGCUGCUGAAGUUGUCUGAACCUAAACAGGACCCUGUUGCCUACCUGCAGCAAAGACCUCACCAGUCCCCUCAGUGGCCCGUGUCGCCAGCUGCACUGAACUGUAAGGCCACCCCACGGAUCCUAGAGCUUUCCCGGCCAAAGGCGGUGCACCCAGAUUUCAUGCUGGCCAGAGAGGUGCCAACACAGGUUACACAUGCUGCAAUCUCAGCCAGAGCAUCCUCACGGUUACAGUGUCUUGCAGAGCCCCGGGUCAGGAAGGUGACCUGCUGCUAUGAUAACAGCUUUCCUGAGUCUGUCAUCCGUCCGGUUUCCCUGUUGGCUCAAAAGGCAAUUCCAAGCCCUCGGACCCUGGAGCUGGCUCGGGCAAAAACAGUGCAUCCUAACUACAUACCCGUGCGGGAUGCUGAGUGGCCAGUGACAAAGGCAGCACAGCAUGCAGUGGCCACACCGAGGAUUGUGGAACUGGCCCAGCCUUGCAAAAGGCCUUCUAUGAACUUUGUUCAACUCAAUCUAGACGCAUUCACAGUGAAGGAGUCUGCUAUGAAGGCGACUUGUUCUGCAAGGAUCCAAGAGCUGGCUCUUCCCAUUAAGCGUUGA
Molecule: messenger RNA, 1143 nt
Organism: Chaetura pelagica (chimney swift)
Lineage: Eukaryota; Metazoa; Chordata; Aves; Apodiformes; Apodidae
Gene: ARL9
Product: ADP-ribosylation factor-like 9
Exons: 10
Coding region: 1-1143 (380 amino acids)
Molecular function (GO): GTPase activity; GTP binding
Source: RefSeq, a predicted model, not a curated record